Molecule: messenger RNA, 4628 nt
Organism: Strongylocentrotus purpuratus (purple sea urchin)
Lineage: Eukaryota; Metazoa; Echinodermata; Echinoidea; Camarodonta; Strongylocentrotidae
Product: polyhomeotic-like protein 2
Exons: 5
Coding region: 116-1372 (418 amino acids)
Cellular component (GO): nucleus; PRC1 complex
Molecular function (GO): protein binding; zinc ion binding
Source: RefSeq, a predicted model, not a curated record
CUAGCAGUCACCAGCUCUUGACGGUAGCGGGUCCCCAACAGCAGCAGCAUCCCCACCAUGCCCACCGACCACUGCUCAGAUUAGAGCACACCUCCCACGUAUCUCACCUCGCCCUAUGCCAAGUCCUGUUCAAGCUCACUCCCACCACACGGUGAGCGACUCGUCCCUCCACUCCACUCCGGAUGCUACUCCAAUGAACCUGGUGACCUCUCCCAAAUCCUCCCCUCAGAUCCAUCCUGUUGACAUGUCCGCGAAAUCCAUCCAAAGCCCCAGCUCUACAACCAUUCCAACACAGUCCCACCUGCCUGCCCCAUCACACCACCUGAUGAAGUCUGAAGGUAGUGAUAGUGACACGUCCUCUAAGAACGGUCGCUUCAGGGUCACCUCCACGGCCUCGUCAUUAAUCAAUUUAGCACCAGUACCUGGAUCUUCAGGUGACCAACAGGAACAUAUGGAGAUCGUGGCGCAUCGUGGACCAGACAUCAUAGAGCACAGAGCUGAAGUACAACGGGAGAUUCCUAGAGCCAUUGUUAAACCCCACGUCCUGACACAUGUCAUUGAUGGCUUCAUCAUCGAGGAGUCCCAGGAGCCUUUCCCGGUCACAUCUGGUAUCGUCUCAGAAGCAAACACAACCUACAAGACCAUCAGGCAGCAGCAGCAGCAGAAACUAAAGAGACCUGCUCCGGAGCCCCUGGUGGAAGGUGUCAUGCUGCGGUGCGAGUUCUGUGGCAAGGUGGACUCCCCUCGCAAGUUCAAGCGCUCCAAGCGGUUCUGCUCGAUGGCCUGUGCCAAGCGUUACAAUGUCGGCUGCUCCAAGAGACUGGGUCUGUUUUCACCGAGACAGCCUGAGAAACCUGAGAAAACCAAGCAUAGGCUGAAACUUCAACUCAAGGCUAAGCCACUGAAAGGACAGAGAGGGAAGCAUGGGAGACUCACUUAUAAUGUGGCACAACCUUGGAGUAAGGGAGGGCAGCAUGACACUCAAUCCCAGGAGCUCCCCCAGGAGACUAGCAGCAGUAGUAGCUCCAGCUCCGCCCCAUCAGAAGACAUGGAACACCCCUCAUCUCCAUCUCCCAACGUGGUUCUCUCCUCCCCAAGCCGCAGCGAACAGAGCUUCCAGUACUCGGACGAGAGCGACGAUCUACCCCCGGGCGUGGGACGCAACCCCAGCUCGUGGUCGGUGGAGAACGUGGCCAUGUUUAUUCGUUCGUUGCCGGGAUGUGCUGGUUACGCCGAUGAGUUCCAAUCGCAGGAGAUUGAUGGACAGGCUUUGAUGCUUCUCAAGGAGGAUCAUUUGAUGACAGCCUUGAGCAUGAAGCUUGGCCCUGCCCUCAAGAUUAUCAAUAAGAUCAAUACCUUGAAGGACAAAUAACAGCCUCACCCGUUUGGAAAAUGGAAUGAUCCAUCAUGUUACUGUUAUGGGUAUGAAGGAAUGAAUGGUGUUUGAGAUCAUGAUGGAAUGGUCUAUGAGAUCAUGAGGGUAUAUCAUGGCAUAUGAGAAGUGAGGGGGAGAAGGUCGAUUCUAGAAACCCCAUGUAAGAAGAGAUCAAGUUGUCAAACGGUAUUAAAUGUCAAAUUCUGUAGUGGGAUUCUUAUCAAGGGCAAAAAUAGCGAUUGUAAAUUUAUAUUUGGGUCUGGAAGAAGAAGCAAACCGGUACAUGAAAUAAUCAGGUUUGUAGGAAAUCAUGUAGAUCUAGAGACCAAAGAACUGAAAAGAAUGUCUGUAGAAAUGUUUCAUUUCACGCUGUGCUAUUUUGUUUCAAGACCAGUAUCAAAUGCUACAUGUAUUAUGAGCCAUAUUUGUACCCUUUAAAAAUGCAUUUUUGUUGUUGAAAUUAUCAUUUUAUUUUUUGAGGGAGGGGGUUAAUUCACCAGAAUAAUGAUCACAAACAUUUAUCUUUCUCAAAUAUCUUCCCUUAAAUUCCUUUAAAGCAAAUGCCUAUUACCUUUAGCAUGGCUCACAUUUAGUGUUAUUUGCCUCUUUUAUUUGCCUUACAUUUAACAACUUCUUCUUCGAACUACAUGUAAUUACUAUAGCUUUUUAAUGCAUCUAAGUAUCUAAGUUAAAAGACUCCUUGAGGCCUUGUCUUUUUGAUGGCACUACAUCUGUACCUCUUUAGAUAGGAAAUCGACAGCAAACAACUUUAAUCCGUGACUUCGUGCCUGUAGGUGCUCUUUCAGAUUUUGUUAAAGGGGAUAUAGCAUGGCUAAUACUAGUUAACGCCAUCUACGACUUCUGGACAACUACACGUAAACGAAUGGACUUGAUUAACGGUCAGCGCGUGCUAGCAUUCACGAAAAAGACCAAAGUUCCCCUCACGCUUCGGUUUCAAUAAACUUGCACACACAUGAAUACUGCGGUCGCGUUGUCCAUAGUCGUAUUAUACCCGAUUGGCCAAGAGUCAGGCCACCGGAAAGACACGUAGUCUCGUCAUGCUACAUCCCCUUUAAAAUCAUUAUAAAAAAAUGCCAGAAUAAUGAACUUUUUGGCCCAUAAUGAUAGCAUACCAUGACCUACCGGCUGUUACAUGAUUGGGUUAUUUCUUCGCAAAUAUUGCUCUUCUUUUCCGUUUUUCAUAUCAAUACAUGUAUACCUUAGUGUCUCCAGCUUUGUAAAUCCUUUCCAUUUUCUUAGUUGUAUGUAUACUAUCCAUGUGUGUAUUGUCAUUUUGUAGGUGUUAUAAAGGUAUCAAAUACCAAAAUCCUUUAUGUACAGUGUAUGUAUCUGGGUUAUUUAUGUUAGUGAUUUAUAAAACUAUUGCUGCAGUAUAUAUUGUAGGAUGUAGAUGUUAGGUUAGUACUGAAGUUUGCUUUAUGUGUAUAUUCUUGCUUGAAGUUGGCACUGUGAUGGGCGUAUUUACUUUAUGAGGAGUUUGUAUUCAUUUCAUAGGGCACCAUUAUACCAUUUGAUAUCAAAGAAUUAAUUUUUUUUUUUUGAAAGACAAGUCAUUACAGUGAAUCUUUAUGUUAAAAUUCAUGCACAGUGAUAGAGCUUUCUGAAAGGUUUGGGGCGAUGAUUCCCAUUCCAUAUUGGGGUGAGGGUGUGUGUGUAUAUUAAAGUGCACCUGUAGUUCCAGAGUUAAAGUAGCCAUCUUGAAUUUUUUGAACAAGUCAAGAGAAUGGUUAUGUUUUAUUCUUCAGUCACAUAUUGCAUACCAGUAAAAUUAACAGUCAUAUCUUUAUGUACACUUUGUUUCUGUUUGUAGUUGACUUUGGAUUUGCUUGAUGGUUCCUGAUCAAAAUCUUUAUCAAGACAUUCUCAUAAUGAUCCAUUUAUAUGAUUAUUUUUAUUCAGCUUUGUUUGGCUCCCAUUCACUCUCCCCCAUCAAUCUCUCUCUCUCUCUCUUUCUCUCUCUCUUUCUCUCUCUCUUUCUCUCUCUCUUUCUCUCUCUCUCUUUCUCUCUCUCUUUCUCUCUCUCUCUCUCUCUCUCUCUCUCUCUGUAUCUUCGUCCUGCCAAGUACAUGCAAACACUAUCUACAAACUGACUUUAAAAAAAUGUAUUUAUGAAUUAUGAUGCUUUUGAUAGAUGCAUUAUGGCUGGUUUGAUGUUUAUAUUCUGCACACAUAAAAAGAAUUGAAUGUCAAAGAUAUCAGUAUCUAUAUUUCUUUCUUACAACCUAUUUUCUCUUAAAAUUUGCCAUGCCAGAGUGAGCGCUGGUGUUGACAGAGAUCCAGAGUGGUGCACAGGCCUUGAUGGCAUUUCUUUGAGAUAUUUAAACUAAACAUUUAAAGUAAUUUGAAAUCAUGAAUGGAUUAUUUGGCACAAGUACACAUAUAUUUUGAUAUGUAUGGGAAAAUAUUAUACCUCUUUCAACAAGUUUCAUUCACUUGGACUUUUCCUUUAUAAAGGGCUUAAUAUCAUAUCAAUGUCAUGACAUUUCUCCACAAGUUUUUAAAAGUCAUCAUGACAUACCGGUACUGCUUUCUUCAUGUAUUAGCAUUGAUAUUGUUCUCAAAAGUACUUCUCAUUAAAGAAGGCUUCUUGUUAUAAAUUGUUUAUUUCAACAUUUCAUUCAAACUUUGUAGAAGUAGUUCAGUAUUAUGGAUCUAGGAUACUUUUAGAUGAUUGGGUUAAUUUUUUGGUUGUCAGAGCUGUGUUUUGUAGAUGCAACUAAACCUGUAAAUAUAGGUCAAGUCAUGGGCAAUGCUAAUAUCAAGAUUCAAUGCCUCGUGCCGCCAGUUCUUUGGAGGUUAAUGGCUGUUAUAUACAUGUUUCCUUUUAGAAAGAUAAGCAUUGCAUAAUAAAACAACCACAUGCACAAAUUGUGAAUCAUUCUGUAAAGCAAUAAAGCUUAAUAUGUUUAUAGAAUUAAUAUUUUUCACAAUUAAACACACCCAAAACCAUUCAUUUCCCUUGAUACUUUCUGAAGCUACAUAUUUUUUUCACAAUGCACAAGAAUGAGGAAUUAAGAUUAUUAAGUACACAUGCACUCGAGGGUGGUUAUCUUUCUGUUGGUAGUAUUUCUGUACAAAUAUUUAAUGCUUCAUGUUUAACCUUGGACACAUUUCGGUGAACUGUUCAUGUAUUAUGUACAUUAUGUCCUUUGAUAUGACAGUUUCUUGCUCCUUUUAAAGGGGUGCAUCAUUUUUGUGGCCAAAAAUAAAAAAGGAAACAUUUUGUAAAAAA